GCUUACUUGCUUACUUACAAAAAGGUUGUAAAUAAAUAAUAAAAGUUAAUUUUCCCCCUGGGAGCAAGGAGCCUUUUUAUCUCUAGUAAAAAAACAUUUAAUUGUUAUAGCACUUAAACAGCACUUGAGACUCUUUACCUAGUGACACGGCAACACACAACUGUAAGAACAACAACAUCAUGUCUUUUUAUAACCACUUUAUGUUCCUGUGUCCUGUCUCUGAUGUUAACCGUGUGGUUUCUGUGUUUCCUUCAGUCUCCCACUAAAGCUGUGUACAACGCGCGGCACUGGGCGGUGGAAAGUGAAGAAGAGGCUCCGCAGACCUACGUCUCUUCGGCUCCUGCUCCAGCAUCAGGAGGAUCCAGUAAGGAUUCAUCAGCGGCUCAUAAGGAUGACGGUCUCUUUAAAGCUCCUCCCCCUCCCCCUAAAGUCACUAAAUGUGUGACCCUCCCCACGGAUCUGUACCAGGACACCGUCACUGCACUCAAGUGCCGCAAAGAGCACAAAGAGCUUUACACCGUGGUGCAGCACGUCAAGCACUUCAACGACGUGGUGGAGUUCGGGGAAAAUCAGGAGUUCACGGACGACUUUGAGUACCUGGCGACGGGUCUGAAGAGCGGACAGCCGCUCAACACACGCUGCCUCAGGUGA
This is a messenger RNA of Notothenia coriiceps (black rockcod), 651 nucleotides long. RefSeq names its product wings apart-like protein homolog. Lineage: Eukaryota; Metazoa; Chordata; Actinopteri; Perciformes; Nototheniidae. The coding region runs from base 223 to 651 and encodes 142 amino acids. The transcript is spliced from 3 exons. The record is from RefSeq and is a predicted model, not a curated record.